Messenger RNA from Zychaea mexicana, 1062 nucleotides. Its product is annotated as 4-dihydrotrisporin dehydrogenase. The record is from RefSeq and is a predicted model, not a curated record. Gene Ontology annotation, molecular function: oxidoreductase activity, acting on the CH-OH group of donors, NAD or NADP as acceptor. The transcript is spliced from 4 exons. Bases 166 to 867 code for a protein of 233 amino acids. Lineage: Eukaryota; Fungi; Mucoromycota; Mucoromycetes; Mucorales; Lichtheimiaceae.
GCCGUACACACUGAGAACCAAGUCGACGAAUUACAUAAUAGAUAGCUAGCUGUGUACUCUCGAAACUCGUACUUACAAACAAAAAUAUAAAAGGCUUUCAUAAAAUACCAUUUUUCUUUUGGUUAUUCACACUUCACAUCCCGGAACAAAUCAAAAAUAUUCUAAAUGACAUUGACUUUUGUUGUCACGGGCACGUCUCGAGGAAUUGGUGUUGAGUUUAUCAAGCAGCUCUCUGCCAAGGGCCAUACUGUGUUCGCAUGCGCACGUAACCCACACCAGUCAGAUAAACUCCAGGUCUUAAUCAAUGAUAUAAAUGUGCAUCCUGUCGCUAUGGACAUAACAAAUCAAGAAUCCGUCAAGGCAGCUGUCGAGCAAAUACAGACACUGGCCCCCGAAGGCAUCGAUGUACUGAUCAACAAUGCUGCUAUUCCUGGCGUUUCGGGUGCUAAUGUUACAAAUACUACUGCAGAGGACUAUAUGAAUGUUUUCGAAACAAAUGUGGUUGGCACUUCGACUGUCACCAUGUCGCUUUUACCAUGGCUUCGUAAGCGUAAUACUCGGCAUAUCGUGAAUAUUGUCUCGAUUAUGGCAUCCAUGCAGAAUACUACCCGCGGAAUUGGUGCAGCCUACCGUGUAUCCAAAGCAGCGGAAAACAUGCUGACAAGAACAUUGGCCGGAGAACUGGGUGAAGAAGGAUUUGUGGUUCUGGCAUUGCAUCCAGGGUGGGUAAAGACAGAUAUGGGUACCGAUCAGGCUUUGUAUACACCGGAAGAGUCGGUCAGUGGUAUGCUCUCGGUUAUUGGAGAUAUGUCACUGGAAACCAAUGGCAAAUUUAUAUCCUUUCAAGGCAAAGAACUUCCUUGGUAGGACAGCAAUAGAGUUUGUGUGUCAAUGGAAAAUAAAGCACUUUUUUCCAUACUUGUAAAUAUAAAUGAGACUCAUCUGCAUUUGCGCUACAUAAUUGACAUGUUUCUUAUUUUCUCUACUGUGCCACAUGCAUUAUCUGUAUACUAAAGAGGCAUUUAGAAAGACUUUUACGUAAAAGAUAAAGAUUUACUGAAC